This is a messenger RNA of Chelonus insularis, 2103 nucleotides long. It is a transcript of the gene Ets97D, whose product is annotated as DNA-binding protein Ets97D. Bases 151 to 1458 code for a protein of 435 amino acids. The record is from RefSeq and is a predicted model, not a curated record. Gene Ontology annotation, molecular function: DNA-binding transcription factor activity, RNA polymerase II-specific; sequence-specific DNA binding. Gene Ontology annotation, cellular component: nucleus. Gene Ontology annotation, biological process: regulation of transcription by RNA polymerase II; cell differentiation. NCBI's taxonomy places the organism in Eukaryota, Metazoa, Arthropoda, Insecta, Hymenoptera, Braconidae. The transcript is spliced from 6 exons.
UAUAAUACAAGAAAAGUUAACCUCUUUUCUUUAUGAUGACGCGAUAAUGAAUGUUUUCAUAUUAUUGAAUGUGAAAAAAAAAAUUAUUUAACUAAUAAAUACAAAAUUUGAAGAUUUUUAUUAUUUAUUCUAAUACUUUACCAUAAUCUAAUGGAUUCUUCAAAUCACAGAAAAAAUAUUACAAAAAGUUACAACGGAGACGAAGAUCAAUCUGAUUUCGCUAUGAUUAGACGAAUAAAAAUGGAACCAGAAACAAUAUUAUCUCAGGAUGAUGACAUUAUGGCACAAUUACAUCAAGAGAGUUCUGAUUUAGAAGUGGAACCAAGUUUUGUACUUGAUACCGUAGCUAACGAGGAUUGUAAUGAAGGAGUUUUAAUGCAGCACAUGGAUAUAAGAGAGCCUUUAUCAACACUUCGAAAUUUAUUAGAACAAAGAUUGGGUGUUGAACUAACUGAUUAUUCUUUUUGGCUUCAAGAUGCUCAAAUGUUAGAAAGUCAUAAAAAUUUAGUAGACCAAUGUGUUCAAGGCGAAGGUCUUGUUCAAGUGAAUGUACAAAUAAGAGCUGCACAAAGACGAAUAAAUAUAGUUGACGUUCUAAAACCUGCUGAAGAUUAUGUAGAAACUGCUGAGAAUCAUGCUCCAACAGCAGUACCGGAAGACAAUAAACAGAAUGUGAUUAGAUGGAUGGUAGAUGCACAGUAUAAACAAGAGCAGGAACGUUUGAAAAUUCCAUUUGAUCCGAAAGAAUGGUCACAAACCCACGUUAAACACUGGCUCCAAUGGGCUGUCAGGCAAUUUAAUCUCGUUUCGCUGAGGUUAGCAGAUUGGAAUAUUACUGGAGCUGAACUUUGUAAUCUUACCCUUGAAGAAUUUCAAGCUAAAGUUCCCCUCGAUCCAGGCGAUGUAUUUUGGACACAUUUAGAGUUGCUUAGAAAGUGUAAAUUUGUUGCUGUGGUACAAAAAGAUUCGACAAUACACGAAAAUAUUCAUCGAAAAUCAGUUAAAGUUCGUAGUCAAAAAGCUCCUAAAGCUCGAGCAGUAAUGAAUCAACAUGCACGUUUAGUAGGUAUGCCUCUUUCGAACUCUUCAUCAUCUGUCACACUUGGAACACCUAGUCGUACGGUAAAUAGUAGUCAAAUACAACUCUGGCAAUUUCUACUUGAGUUGUUGACUGAUCGAGAACAUAGAGAUGCCAUUCGUUGGGUCGGUGAAGAUGGAGAAUUCAAACUUAAUCAACCAGAAGCUGUUGCACAACUUUGGGGUGCGCGUAAGAAUAAACCAUCGAUGAACUAUGAAAAAUUAAGCCGAGCUCUACGAUAUUACUAUGAUGGUAAUAUGAUCUCCAAGGUCCAGGGUAAAAGAUUUGUGUAUAAAUUUGAUGCCGAUUUAAAACAACUUCUCGGAUAUUCAGCUGCUGAGCUUAGCAAAAUAGUUGAAGAAGGAAGAAAAUAUUAUUAACUCUAAAAUAAAUAAUUAAUCAAUUAAUUAUUUGAUUGAUUGAUACAUAGUAAUAUUUUUAACAGUCAAUUUGAGAUAAAUUUAUCAGAAGAAUUAAAUUGUGGUGGUUAACAGUGUUGUGAACUUUAUAAGUUACGAUAUAAAUUAUUUAUAAGAAUAAAAACAAUAUAAAUGACGAACAAGUUACAAAUAACUGAAACUAUCAGAUUCUAUUAUAGUGUUAUUACAAUGAUUAUACUUAUGUAUUUUUAUAUAAUUAUAAUACAACAAGCAUAAAUGGUUCUACAUUCAAAACAUGUCUGUUAUUUUAUAAAAAAAAAAUAAAAUAAUCUCAGAGCUACUUGCACAAUGAAUAAAAUUAAAUUAUCAUAAUCAUUUAAUAUUGUUCAAUUUAACGAAUAACUUCCAAAUCUUUGAUGAUCUAAUUAGUAACAAUGUUUCAAGUAUUAAUAAUUUCGUUAAAGUGUUAUCAGUAAAACCAUUCAUGAGCCACUUGUACAAAUAACAUAUUAUUAUUAACAAUUAAUCCAUUUAGUCUUGAGCAAGUUGUCUCUGGAAAAUGAUUUUAUACAUGAAAGAUAUGUAAAUAAAUUGAAAUGAUAAUCUUAAAUACAUGAAGACAAAGCAAAAUCAAUGCACUCAUCU